AGGUAGGUGCUGACUGCAAACACCCGGCUUCCCUUCGCUCCACAACCGGAGGCAGCUCUCUCUCUCUCUCCCUCUCAGUCUCGGGCGACAUGGCCGUGGUGCAGCUCGAAACGGGGGACGCGCACCAGCCGGAGAACGGCUUCGUGGCCGCCGAGACCGCGUCCCCCCCGGGGCAGCUGAGGCGCAUCGACUCCGCCGUCCUGCCGUUUCUCGGGGGCUUCGGGAGGUACCAGAAACAGCUGAUCGUGCUGACAUGGAUUCCGGCGUUGUUCAUCGGCUUCAGCCAGUACUCGGAUAGUUUCCUGCUCGCCCAGCCGAACAGCACGUGCACCCAGCCGAACAUGAGCGAUCAUCAGUCGUGGCUGCCCGGUCCUCAUCAUUACCACCGUCCUCACGAGGCCGGGGAGAACUCCAGCAGCCACGAUGACACGAUCAGCGCGCAGUGUGUCCCCAACUGCACCGAGUGGAGCUUCGUGCAGCACACUGGGCUCGACCAGAACGUGGUUACUAAGUGGACUUUGGUGUGUGACUCGGCAUGGAUAGUCCAUAUUGCAAAGUUCUCCUUAUUGGUGGGAUUGAUCUUCGGAUACCUGGUGUUUGGAAUACUAGCAGACUGGUUUGGCCGACACCCGGUGCUGAUCAUAUCAGUGCUGUUCAUGUUGGUGUUUGGUCUGACCGUGGCUUUCUCUGUCAACGUCUCCAUGUUCAGCACGCUGCGGUUCUUUGAGGGCUUCUGCCUGGCAGGAAUCAAUCUUUCUCUCUAUGUUCUGAGGAUUGAGCUGUGCCUGCCAGGAUGGCGGUUUUCCAUGACCAUGGUGGCCAGUUUCAUGGUUUUAGGAGGUCAGCUCCUCAUGCCCGGGGUAGCCUACCUCUGUCGCGACUGGCAGGUGCUUCAAGUUGUCAUCAUCUGUCCCCUGCUGCUUAUGCUGUCCUACAUUUGGAUUUUCCCAGAGUCGCUGCGUUGGCUGCUCGCCACCCAGCAGUACUGCCGCUCCAGAUGGAUCAUGGGACACAUUGGAGAGAAGAAUAAAGUGAACAUGGAGCUUGACGCGGAUAACAUCCUUACAGAACUACAAAGAGCUCUUCAAAAGAAGCCCAAAAAGACGUGCAUCGUGAAAAUGGUCGGAACGAGAAACCUGUGGAAGAACAUCGUCGUCCUGUGUGUCAACUCGCUAACAGGGUAUGGGAUCCACCACUGCUUUGCCCGAAGCAUGAUGGAUCAGGAAGCCCAGGAAACCACAAUGUUCCACAACUUCUAUACUUACUAUUACACAAUGGCAGGUGUAGCGGUGGCAUCGUGCCUGGCGUUGUGCCCGGCGGUAGGUUUGAUGGGCCGACGUGGUGGGCUCCUCUUGUUCAUGAUCAUCACCGCCCUGGCAUCGCUGCUGCAACUGGGUCUUCUCAACUUGCUGUGGAAGUACAGUACCCAUCUGAACAUAGCUGAUCGCUCCGACACACUGAAUAAGAACUUCUCCAUCGCCUUCUCCAUCAUCGGUAUGUUCUCCUCCCAUGCGGUCAGCAACCUGAGCAUCUUCUUCUGUGCUGAGAUCACGCCCACUGUGAUCAGGGGUGGUGGUCUGGGCCUCGUGCUGGCCAGCGCUGGUUUCGGCAUGCUCACUGCCCCCAUCAUGGAGUUGCACAAUCAGAAGGGCUAUUUCCUCCACCACAUAAUUUUUGCCUGCUGUACUCUAAUUUGCAUCAUUUGCAUUCUCCUUUUGCCCGAGACGCGCGACCAGCCGCUCCCCGAGACCUUGGACGACGUCGAGCACUACACUCUACCGUUACUGCUCCAGAGGAAGCAGGGGGAGCAGUGUCACCUGCUCACCCGGUCUGAUAGCAGCAGGGACUGCACCAGGGUGCAAGACACGCCGCUUCACGAAGCGGCCACUACCGCCGUGUCAACCAUGGGGUCUACUGCCUCUUCAGCUGUUGAUUUGACUUCUACCGUGGUCAGAGACACGUCCACCCCUGUUCACGUAAUGGAACGACCCAGCCAGCCCAGGCCUCAAGACCCCAACGGUCGCACCGUUCCUUCUCCAUCCCCAGCCCCUGUAACCGCUCUGGAUGUAAAUGCCAUCACCCCUGUCAAAAAAGAGCACCUUUUGUCUUCCAGUCCUUUACACAAAGCCCCGGGCAUCACAGACCCACUGUUAGCUGAUGCAUAUGAACUUCCUGAAGUCGGUAGCCAGCUCGAAAGGAAUCACCUUUCUCGCUGUCCCACAAGUGAAGACAACUCGGGCCCUGCUGCGUCACUGGGUUCCUCUACUCCCAUCAUCCCUGACACUGUGCCUGCUUCUUUGUUGAUUUGCACAACACCUGUCCUAGAGCCCCCUCCCAGCUCCACGCUAGAGUCUCCAGACCUGCAGGAGAAAGAUGUUGACGAGAUCGUUACAAAUUCUGACCCACCGUUGCUCCAAGGUGCCCCUUCCCCGUUAGCAGAUUCUCCAGCUAUGCAUGACAGUCUCGCUCCAUUUCCUGUUCCCUCCCCUGCUCCUGUGGUGGACUCGAACAUUCUCACCCAGCCUCCUCCUCCUCCUCCUCCUCCCUCCAUUACACCAGAAACUGAUAGCUCCCCCCAGUUACAAAAAGCAGAUGAAUCUGCAUUUACUCCUUUAAAUACAGACCCUCAACCACCUCAUUUAGACCUAGCUCCUCCCUGUGGUAAAGAAUCAUCUAGUCAUUCCUCCACUCCCCCGAGUUCAGCAAACCUGACCCCUCCUCGACCCACUGACUUCGACCAUACGUCCUCAGAGGACAUGUCUCCUGCUGUCCUCCCUGUCACAGACAUUGUGCUGACCUCAACUCCAGAAUCCAACCCCCUGACUGUCACAGACAUUGUACCAGACUCAGCUGUUUCUCUGGUCUUUGACUCGAUAAAUUCCAGCGUAGAUCCAGACCGCACCGCCGCAGCAGCUCCCCCCUCGCUAAUAGACUGCACCGUCUCCUCCCCCAUAGACUCUGGUGUCCUCCCUAUGUGCAACAGACAAACCGCCAGCACAGAAAGCAACAGUGUUGACAGCACAGACUCUACAUGAUUCAGUGUUGGAGCCAAGACAUGAAGCUUUAAGCAUUGC
Messenger RNA from Nematolebias whitei (Rio pearlfish), 3074 nucleotides. RefSeq names its product solute carrier family 22 member 23. Bases 90 to 3035 code for a protein of 981 amino acids. Gene Ontology annotation, molecular function: transmembrane transporter activity. Gene Ontology annotation, cellular component: membrane. The transcript is spliced from 10 exons. Gene Ontology annotation, biological process: transmembrane transport. The record is from RefSeq and is a predicted model, not a curated record. NCBI's taxonomy places the organism in Eukaryota, Metazoa, Chordata, Actinopteri, Cyprinodontiformes, Rivulidae.